CAAGGGAGAUAAUGGUCGUGGAAGCAUCUCGCGCGCACUGGACGCCGGGAGCUGCGAGCGCGCACAACGUAUCCACACGAGCACGAGAGAGGCUGGACCACAGGCCCACACCUUUCCCGUAACCAACCUCACCAAUAUGUUCAUUGGCAUCACCUCUAGUGGAGACAACGUCAAUUCCCAUUACGAUUACUUAAUUUGAACGCCGAAGCUGUCGUGUACCAGGAUUUACUAAGAUCCAUAACUACAAUGGCGCUAGACUUUGUAGCUGGAUGUAUCGGAGGCUGUGCUGGGAUUAUAGCCGGGCAUCCGUUGGACACCCUGAAAGUGCACGUGCAAUCAGGCAGAGGAAGCGCGCUGGAAUGCACCAAAAGCCUAUUGAAAGGAGGCACACUCUCCACGGUUUAUCGUGGGGUGGGGGCGCCUUUGGGAGGAGUAUCAGCGGUGAAUGCCAUAGUUUUCGGAGCUUAUGGAAACACUAGGAGAGCGCUGCCUGAUCCUGACUCGUUGAAAACGCACGCAACGGCCGGCGCGGCUGCUGGACUCAUGCAAAGCUUAGCCUGCGCGCCUGUUGAGCUAGUAAAAACCCGGCAGCAACUUUCAAGACCAGGAGACGGCAUGCCCGGAGGAGCUUGGGCGGGAGCUCGACACAUAUUACGAACGGGCGGGAUUCGAACUCUAUUCCGCGGACUAACGAUCACGGCCGCCCGCGACUGCCCCGCAUUUGCGAUCUACUUCACGACGUAUGAGAUGAUGACGCGCGACGACCGGUCGGUAAUGACGGUGUUCACGGCGGGCGGAGUCGCGGGGGCUCUGUCCUGGGUGCUGUUGUAUCCUGUUGACGUGGUGAAGUCGCGGCUACAGGGGGACGUGGUUGGACGGUAUGCAGGCGCGUGGGACUGCUUCAAGCAGUCGGUGCGUUCGGACGGCUGGCGCUGCUUAAGCCGCGGGUUGGGCGCGGUGACGCUGCGCGCUUUCAUCAGCAACGGGGCGUGUUUUACUGCCGUGGCGUGGACGGAGCGGAUGUGGCAGGAGCAGGCGCUGGCUGGCGAGCCUGCCGCUGUAGCCGCCGCGCACUCGCUCUGCGCCUCCACCGUCAUGAGCGAGGCCGUUUGUCAAGAAAGCGCCGACUACUGAUCUGAUAAAGUUCUGAACACACCUUACGCGAGUGAUGACCGGACAAGGUCGACAUUGUACAGUGUUAUCGUUGUUAUUAAUUGCUUUGUAUUUUUAUAACUAAAGAGGAAAAGGGACGGCCGCUUCUCCAUACAAACGUAGUCCCCAUUUUUAUCUCUGGUCAUUGAUAUUAUGAAAAAUAUAUUUACAUAAUUUGAUGGAUACUUAUAUUAACCAUUCGUUUGACCUUUUUCGAAUUUUUGAGUAUUAUAAGAAUUAGGAGCGAAACACUUUUCCAUAGAAAGGUUUUUACAUUAAAUUAUUUGUUAAAUAUAAUGUUCCUAUAUCUUAUAAUAAUAAAAAAGUCGAAAAAUCAAAAGAAAGGGUGCUGUGGUUUAUAUAAAUCUAAUUGUGUUAAAAUAUCUACAAUAAUGUUAAUAUCCAGAGGAAAAUGAGGACUACGUUUGUAUGAAAAGACGAUUUCGCGCGGCCGUCCACUUUUGUCUUAAGGCGCAGGGUAGGGCAAGGCAUUCUUCAUACAAACCUUGUGCAAGUUUUAUUCGUUAGUUUUGGCACUAUAGCAUUUAAUUUCAUUUUUUGUUUGUAUAAAUAUAUUGGAUAUACGCAGAACUUGAUGUAGAUUUUUUCUUUAUUAAAAAAAAAAAAAAAAACUAUCAAGCCUAGUUAACAGAAAAAUAAGCAUAUUUACCAAAAAUAAGAACUGUAGCGCAAACACAAACGAAGAAAAACGCGCACAACGAUUGUAUGGAAAGAGCUUGCCCUACCCUUCGCCUUAAAUCAAAACAUGGGGCAUGUAGGUAUGAUAAUAAACCAUUUAUACAGCAA
Messenger RNA from Cydia pomonella (codling moth), 1959 nucleotides. RefSeq names its product mitochondrial basic amino acids transporter-like. The transcript has 3 exons. NCBI's taxonomy places the organism in Eukaryota, Metazoa, Arthropoda, Insecta, Lepidoptera, Tortricidae. Gene Ontology annotation, cellular component: mitochondrion. Gene Ontology annotation, molecular function: high-affinity L-arginine transmembrane transporter activity. The record is from RefSeq and is a predicted model, not a curated record. The coding region runs from base 247 to 1134 and encodes 295 amino acids. Gene Ontology annotation, biological process: mitochondrial L-ornithine transmembrane transport.